Molecule: messenger RNA, 2340 nt
Organism: Dovyalis caffra
Lineage: Eukaryota; Viridiplantae; Streptophyta; Magnoliopsida; Malpighiales; Salicaceae
Source: the annotation of a GenBank genome assembly
AUGGGACCAAAUCGCUACAUCAAGAGCGCGAGAUCCUUCACAUCAGAAGGAGAUGAAGAUAAUGAUAUACUGGGUUAUUCAAUGCCGAAUAUCCAGUUGCAGAUUGCAGUGAUAUUCUUUAUCACUCAAGCUUUCAAUUUCGCGCUCAAGCGCAUAGGAUUGCCGGCUUUAAUCUCGCAGAUACUUGCAGGCAUAAUUUUCAGUCCUGUACUAUUUACAGAAAAAAUUUCAAAGAAUCUAUUUACCAAGGAAAGCAUAGAACCUGUUGGUAUGAUAGCUGUUAUUGGCUUUCAGUUCUUCAUGUUUCUAAGUGGAGUAAAAUCCGAUGUAGGUGUGCUAAAAAGUGUGGGAGGAAAAGUCUGGUCCAUUGGCAUUCUGUCUGUGUUCCUGCCACUUCUGCUCAGUUUUGGAGCCUUCGAAAUCUGUAAUAAAAUCUACGACGUAAAAGGCUCAGCUUUUUUCAGUUUUGCUGCUGCAACAACAUAUUCUAUCACUUCAUUUCCUGUCAUAGUUACGCUUCUCACUGACCUGAAACUUCUAAACUCCGAACUUGGCCGAUUGGGACUAUUGACCGCACAAGUCAGUGAUGUUUUCAGCCUUUUACUGAUCAUUAUUUUGUCCGUGAUGAAAGUAAGAGAAGUAGACAAAGAUGAAUACUCGAAGGAAAACUAUUUUGUAUUUUUAGGCUUCAUUGUUUUUGUUGCCGGUAUUGUUAAGCCAGCACUGAAUUCUCUGGUGAAAAAGCUCCGCAAUGGCAUGCCUAUGAAGGAUACACACAUUUAUCUUAUUAUGACGCUGUUCCUGGGGUCUGUGUUCCUUUCACACUAUUAUGGGCAGUCCGCUAUCUAUGCUCCUUACAUUAUUGGUCUCGCUGUUCCCGCUGGGCCUCCACUGGGGUCUGCUUUAGUGGAGAAGUUCGAAGUGGUUCCAGGAUUGUUCCUUCCACUCUUUGUCACGACCUGUGGCAUGAGGUUGGACCUCUGGAACACUGAUUUCCAUAAAAAAUUGUCAAUGCCCACUGCUGUUUCGCUUGUUUUAAUUAGCUUAUCCAAAUUCUUGAUAUGUUUUGGAUCACACUCGUACUUCUGGAAAUUGCCAAAAAGUACUGCUGCUGCUUUUGCUCUCGUAAUGUGUUCCAGAGGAGUGGUUGAGUUGGCCUUCUACACUUUCCUGAAUGAUCAGCAGGUUGUAGAGGAUGAAUCAUUUGUAUUCAUGCUUUUCACGGUCGUUGCCUUCAGUGGGCUUGUACCAAUUUUAGUUAGAAGUCUAUACAAUCCGACAAAGAGUUAUGCAGGACACCAUAAGAGGAACCUUAUGCAUUCAAAUCCCAAUUCAGAGCUGCAAAUCAUUUCUUGCAUCCAUGCACCAGGGGAUGUGACGGCAGUAAUCAGACUUCUUGAUGCCUCAUGUGGUGGAGAUAGCCCCAUAGCAGUUACCGUCCUUCACCACAUGAAGCUUGUUGCACAAUCCACCCCAAUCUUCAUUUCCCACAGAAAAGAAAGGCUAAUACUAUGCGAAUACGUAUACUCCGUCAAUGUCAUCAAUUUGUUUAAUGCAUUCGAGCAAAACAGUCGGGGAUCUGUUUCGGUAAAUGCUGUCACGGCAGUCUCUCCGCCAAUGUUGAUGUAUGAUGAUAUUUGCUCAGUAGCAGUGGACAAGCUUGCAUCUCUUAUAAUAAUCCCAUUUCACAUCAGAUGGUGGAAACAAGAAGGGAUCAUUGAAUCGGAGGAUCAUGGCCUAAGGGAAUUGAAUCGCAGGGUCCUUGAGAGUGCACCUUGCUCUGUAGCGAUCCUUGUCGAUCGAUGCAGUAAUAUUCCAAGGAAGCCUGUCUACACAGACGAUGAAUUAUUGUUAACAUAUGAUGUUGGUAUGAUCUUCUUGGGAGGCAAUGACGACAGGGAAGCAUUAACUUUUGCUCUACGAAUGGCAGAAGACACCAGGGUGAGGUUGUCUGUGGUGCACCUGAUAGCCCAAAAGAGCAGUGGUGGUGCUGGUAAUGAAGGUGUCAACAUUGACUGUCAAGACUUGGAAUCAACUCAUGAUUAUAUGAUUCUGAGGGGUGUUAAGGAAAGAGAAUACAUAACAUAUAGAGAGGUGAUAGCAGACGAUGCAGCUGCAACGGCUUCAAUUGUAAGAUCCAUGGUGGAUGAACAUGAGCUAAUAAUAGUUGGAAGAAGAAACAACAUGGAAGAUGAAAUACCUCAAACAGCUGGUCUAAAAGAAUGGUGUGAGUACCCAGAGCUGGGGGUAUUGGGUGACCUUAUUUUAGCAAAGGAGACCAAGGGUACAUGUUCCUUGUUCGUUGUGCAACAACAAGAACAAAAAAAGGCUCUAAACUGA